UAUAAAAAGCAAAGGGGGCGGCGGUGAGAGAGCACACAGAGAGGGAGACCGCGGGGAGCGUAAGACCGCUCCCAGGGCAUCGCAGCGUCGGUGGUAGCAGUUGGCUGCUGCUGGGUUGUGAACUGGAGAACAACGCUUCGGGGCGACUGUGCGUGCGUGCGUUGGGGAGCUCGGCUGGCCUCAGACCUCAAAGAUCGCGUCUGGGACGCGGUUCCUGAUCCCCCAUUACAGUGCCCGCUAACAUUGAAAAGGAGGACUUAAUGUCCUGCAAAGGUUGAGAAGUAAAGGUUAGGGAAGGAAAAGAGGAGAAAAAAGCAACUGAGGCCGAAGAAGAAACUAGUGUGGACUUCCUGAGCAGUUAAGAGGAGGAUUGGACCGCGGAGAACCGGGCGGGACCUCGGAGGUGCGGGGCAAGGAGCAAGGGAAGCGGUGCGGUCCGCGGGACUGGGUCUUCUUGCACCUCAGGUCACGCCUCCUUGGCGAGAAGGCGCCUUGCCUUUGAUUGCUUCCAGUUACUGCAGAACUUCCUGCCCUGGCGGAGAAGCGGGUCUUGCUUGGGUCGCGCUCGCUCCUGGUCUGAGGCGUGAGACUGAGUUCACACGGUGCUGGGCCCCCAAAGCCAAGUGGAGUUGGGGGAACAGAGUCUGCGAGCCCCAUCGCCCCAAGUGAGGGGCCCCGUGUUGGGGGUCCUUCGUGCUUUUGCAUCCGCACCCCUGCGGGCUUUGCUCCUCCCCGGGGACCCCUCGCCCGGAGAUGGCCGUGUUGAUGCGGGGCAAGGACUCGUCCCGCUGCCUGCUCCUACUGGCUGCGGUGCUGAUGGUGGAGAGUUCACAGUUCGGCAGCUCUCGGGCCAAACUCAACUCCAUCAAGUCCUCUCUGGGAGGGGAGACGCCUGCCCAGGCCGCCAAUCGAUCUGCGGGCACAUACCAAGGACUGGCUUUCGGCGGCAGUAAGAAGGGCAAAAACCUGGGGCAGGCCUACCCUUGCAGCAGUGAUAAGGAAUGUGAAGUUGGGAGAUACUGCCACAGUCCCCACCAAGGAUCGUCAGCCUGCAUGGUGUGUCGAAGGAAAAAGAAGCGCUGUCACAGAGAUGGCAUGUGUUGUCCUGGGACCCGCUGCAAUAAUGGCAUCUGUAUCCCGGUCACUGAGAGCAUCUUAACCCCUCACAUCCCAGCUCUGGACGGCACUCGGCACAGAGAUCGAAACCACGGUCAUUACUCAAACCACGACUUGGGAUGGCAGAAUCUAGGAAGACCACACACUAAGAUGUCACAUAUAAAAGGGCAUGAAGGAGACCCCUGCCUGCGAUCCUCAGACUGCAUUGAAGGGUUUUGCUGUGCUCGUCACUUCUGGACCAAAAUCUGCAAACCAGUGCUUCAUCAGGGAGAAGUCUGUACCAAGCAACGCAAGAAGGGCUCUCAUGGGCUGGAAAUUUUCCAGCGGUGUGACUGUGCAAAAGGCCUGUCUUGUAAAGUAUGGAAAGAUGCCACCUACUCUUCCAAAGCCAGACUCCACGUGUGUCAGAAGAUAUGAGCACCUCUGAGGAAACGCAGCAUAGCAGACUGUGAAUCAGUGUAUUUAAUGCAUUAGAGCAUGGUGGAAAAUAGGAUUUGGAUUUCAGAAACAGGGCUAAAAUGAGGAAUGUGAUAAGAAUAUAGAUCACAGAAAGAGAAUGGAGCAGAUUAGAAAGCUGUAGUACAAUCAGUGUGUUUCCAUCAUGCAGCUUGUUUAUGUAAAUAAUGUACACAUUUGUGAAAAUGCUAUUACUGGGGGAAAAAAGGCAGAGUGAAAUUACUGACAAAUACCAUGUAACCUUCCAAGAGUUUUCCCGAAGGAUCAGUUUCCUUCAGAUUGGUAAUUGCCUAUAAAAAUAACCUAAAAAAAUUUCUAUUUAAAGGUAUUUAACAAAAUAUUCCCUGGCAUACAAACAAUAGACUCUAAAAUAUGUUAAAUAGGAAGUGAAAGGCUGGAGCAGAGUUAAUUUGCACUACUUCUACUGCUCAAAGACCUUGGUAGACGAGAAAAAAAGCAGUCAAUACCCCCAAAUUAAAAAUCAUCACAGGUCUUUUGUCACGGCCUUCAGAAAAAAAGACUUGUUUUUCCUCACACUGCUUACAUUUUUCCAAAAUUUAAUUUCACUUAUAAUUAAUAAGAACGAGUCUUAUCAAUCAGACCAAAAGAGUUCAUUCAGAUUCUAAAGUGUUUAAAUUGCAUCUCUGUUGGUUAUAUGACUCCUGCUUUUAUUUUCCAAAUUAUUGUGAACAGCACAGAGCAGAAUUUUCAGAUUGCGAAGAUUUUAAGAUGUCCACGAUACGUGGUAAAUAAAGCCACCAGAUCAUAUUUUUUUUUAAGCUUUGGUAUGUCCUAUGCUUGCUAGAAUUGGACCUUUAUUCUAUUCUUUACAUGCUCUGCAGUAUAGGAGGGUAAAGCUGAUACAAGAGACUUGAGCUACAUCUGCCCUGCAGGGAAAUGGAGAAAACUCAAGUGUCGAGGUUUUGGCAACGCACAGCUCAAAUGUCUGAAGGACAAACUGACUUUUCAUAUCUGAAGCCCAAGGCCACACAACCUAAAUGGAAGUUCUUCCAUGGGAUCUGCUUUCACUGUAUUUACUACGCAGGUGAGUUCAGCCUGAGGUCACUACUUGACCUCAAAAUAUUUAUUUUAUAUUUUUGAGGUCCUAAAAUCUCAACAUGAGGAGGUCUCAUGAAACGGACUCCAAGGCAGGCGGGAUAAAGGCUUCAUCGCCCUCGGUAAGCUUCUAACUGGCAGAUGACACCACCUGAUUCUUCUGCACUGACCUCUCUCUGUAAGAGCUGUUUUUUGCCAAAGAUACAGUUUCUGUUUUUUGCAGUCAUUGAGAUUAAAAAACAUAGACGGAAUAACCUAGAAAACCUACAUUUUGCUAAUCUAUAGAAACCACAGGUUCUAAAUUUGAAUCCAUUUUAUUACUUUUUUUACUUUUACUCAGUUCUAAAUAUUAUGUCUACAGCAUAAUGCAAAAAAAGUUAUCUUAUAGUUGUUACUGUUGACCUUUUCUUUUAUAGACUGCAAGUCACUCCUUAAUUGUCUUUUACUUAAAUCCCAUUUGCAGUCUCAAAUUCAAGUUCUCCCAGUAGAAAUUGAACCUGAGCCUGCAUGUCUAUUAAGAAUUUCAGCUUCCCACACACAUUUACUAGUAUGAUUAAGAUUUACAUUUUCCCCACAUGUCUGCUAAAACAAAAAUUAUUAGACAAUCUAUCCAAGAACCAAAGUCUGUACAGAUUUCUCUGAGCUUGGCAACAUGAAAAUGGAACAUUUCAGUCAAACAUUUCCUAUGUAGCAAUUACAUUUACAGUCUGGUUUCUGCAUUAUUUCCCUUACGUACAUCCCUUCAAAAAUUAUUAUUUGAAGUAAUUUAUUUACAGGAAAUGUUAAUGAGAUGUAUUUUCUUAUAGAGAUAUUUCUUACAGAAAGCUUUGUAGCAGAAUAUAUUUGCAGCUAUUGACUUUGUAAUUUAGGGGAGAUGUAUAAUAAGAUAAAAUAUAUUAAAUUUUUCUCCUCCAAAAAUGGAAUUCAAGUUUCCUUGUGUUUUG
Messenger RNA from Camelus dromedarius (Arabian camel), 3572 nucleotides. RefSeq names its product dickkopf WNT signaling pathway inhibitor 2 (gene DKK2). Lineage: Eukaryota; Metazoa; Chordata; Mammalia; Artiodactyla; Camelidae. The transcript has 4 exons. Gene Ontology annotation, molecular function: co-receptor binding; receptor antagonist activity. Gene Ontology annotation, biological process: negative regulation of canonical Wnt signaling pathway; multicellular organism development. The record is from RefSeq and is a predicted model, not a curated record. Bases 754 to 1533 code for a protein of 259 amino acids. Gene Ontology annotation, cellular component: extracellular region.